Heterobilharzia americana is the source of this 2538-nucleotide messenger RNA. The record is from the annotation of a GenBank genome assembly. Lineage: Eukaryota; Metazoa; Platyhelminthes; Trematoda; Strigeidida; Schistosomatidae.
GGAGCUUUUGUAGUUUGCGCCACUAUAAAGCGUGAUGGAGCAUAUGCCGUUGUCGGAACUGAGUUAUCAGCUGACUCGUGACCCGUUGUCAUAUCGGUCAGACUUUGAAGCGCAACUGGAGAACUAUACCACACUGAAACAGUCAUUUUCAUCUGCUCCUUCACAAUUUAUAAGCCGUCUAGAGGACUUACUGUUGUUUUUAUCCCAGGUUGUGAAAUUUUAUCCAGACCAUGUUGGGGAGUUUGCUUCAAGUGUUAUCCAGACACUUCUCUCCCGUGCAUUUGGUAUGCAUCCCGACAUGCGCAUGGCUUUUUUGAGAGCAUUUAUGCGUCUGCGGACCAAAAAUCUGAUAUCAGCUAUCCAAGCAGUCGAUGUCGCUUUUAAAUUGCAUCGAUGCCGUGAUAAAGAAGUUCGAAAAACUUUACGCCAUUUCUUAGUUAGUGAUAUCAAAAGGAUGAACAAAACCCAAAAACAAACCAAAUCAAAUGCGGUCAUACUAACAUUCCUUUCGAAGAUGAUAAAAGAUAGUAGCUCAGCUGUGGCACGAGAAGCAGUGCUAAUCCUACUAUCUUUAUUUCGAAAAAAUGUCUGGAACGAUGCGAGAACUGCCAACACCAUCGCCGAUUCCUGUCUAAUCAGUAACAAGAAGGUUUAUGUUCCUGCUGUACAAUUUUUCUUGGGAAAGUUGAAGGCAACGGGUGAAAUGGAUAGCAGCAGUGAUUCCGCGUCAGAUAUUGAUGAUGAAACCAAAAUUAAACAGCUACGAAUGGGACAUCGUGUAGGAGUUAAAACUAAAGGACGAAAAAAGCGUCUUGAACGAUCAAUCAAGAAUGUAAACAAGGAAAAAGAGAGAAAAAUUAAAAAACGUGCUGAAUUAACCAAUUUUCAUGCUAUAAAUAUGUUGCAUGAUCCUCAAACUUUUGCAGAAAAGCUAUUUCGAAAGUUGGAACGUUGUUCAGAUCGUUUUGAAAUUCGUCUUUUGAUUCUUGAUCUUAUAAGUCGCCUUAUUGGAUUGAAUAAGUUGAUUCUACUCAAUUUUUAUCCAUUUAUACAACGAUUUUUACGUCCACAACAAAGAGAAAUUACCCACUUGUUAUUGUUCUCAGCACAAGCUAGCCACGAUCAGGUCCCACCAGAUGUGAUAGAACCUAUGGUACGUGUGAUAGCUGAUAAUUUCAUCACUGAACGUGCUUCAUCAGAAGCAAUAGCUGUUGGAUUGAAUUCAGUACGUGAGAUUUGUGCGCGUUGUCCGUAUGCAGUAACCCAAGAUUUGUUAUCUGAUUUAAUUCAGUACCGAUCAUAUAGGAAUAAAAAUGUUGUUGCUGCAGCACGAUCAAUUAUUCGACUUUAUCGACAAAUAAACCCUGAGCUUUUGCCGCGUAAAGAAUGUGGACGUCUAACAGAAUCACAAGUGGAUAUACUAACACAUGAUAUACCGCAUGAUGUUGCAAUUAAUUAUGGACAAUGUAUUACAUCAUCAGUAGUUCCUGGCGCUGAAGUACUUGUCUUAGCCUCAGAACAGUCUGGUGCCAAAAAGAAUCAGCUGUCUAAAGAAACCGACUACAAUCAAAAGGAAUGUGGUAAUGAAGACGAUAAUUCAUGGGAAUCAUAUUCGAAUGAUGAAGAAUCAGAAGACGAUGAUUCAGAUGGUGAAUGGGUGAAUUUAUCUAACUCUUCUGAUGAUGAAGAAGAAGAGGUUGAAAAAAACAAUGAUAUCAUGGAUGCAGAUAAUAGCGGUGAAAAUGCUUCAACAAAGAAACCAAAUAUUGACCCAAAUGUUUUGAAGGCAAAAGCUUUGGAGAUUGCAUCUUCACGUACAUUUACACAAGAAGAGUUUGAGGCUAUGCGUAAAUAUCAACAAACAAAGCAGAAACGUUUUGCAUCUUAUGGUGCUUUACGAAAUAAGCGUAAAUCAGAUACAGAUUCGCAUUUCGUUAUUGAUUCUGAUGAUUCUGAUAAUGAUAAUACUGGUGUUGGUGUACAGAAUAAAGAUGGCAGUUUAGGCAAUCUAAUCAGUAUGAGUGCAAUCACAAGACUAGUGAAACGUUCACGUCAAUCUAAAGCAGAACGAAUGGAAGCUAUUGAAGAAGGUCGAGUUGGACGAGAAAAAUAUGGUUUUAAGGUGAAUCGUAUGAAUGCGCAUGCCAGUACAACAAAUCGUGAAAAAUUGAAGAAUAAAACUUUUCAAAUGAUUAAGCAUAAAGUUCGACGUAAAACAAAGCGUAGUUUCAAGGAGAAACAAGUGGCACUAAGAGAACAUUUAACCCGACUUAUGAAACGUUCACGAUAGUCAACAUCUAAACAACAUUCAGCGACUGACUGUUUGAUUAAUUGAUAUAAUGACUUUCUCUUUAUUGUUUAGUUGGAUAAAAGGUGUUUGUUCAUUUGUAUGUGUAUGUAUGUCAAUUGUUUGUUUUUUUUUGAAGCCGAGAAUGAGGAUGUGAGACAAACAUGGUGUUGUGUAAAAAUGAGCCUUUUUUUCUGUACAUAAAUAAUGAUUCUUUUGACAUUGGAAUAAAUUUUCUCUCCCGUGAGCCA